Molecule: messenger RNA, 1779 nt
Organism: Phaedon cochleariae (mustard beetle)
Lineage: Eukaryota; Metazoa; Arthropoda; Insecta; Coleoptera; Chrysomelidae
Source: the annotation of a GenBank genome assembly
AUGCUUUCGAAUCGGUGCUUCAAUUGUUUCAGCAAAUGUCAAAUCAAAAGUCCACUCAAACGCUGGUUGUGCAACACUUGGAAUAUCACCAGUUUGGAUAUUCCAGGCAACAAUAAAAGCAAUAAUUAUACUCGGCUGAGACAAAGACGCAACUAUUCAUUCAUCCAUGACACAAGCUACGUAUCCUAUGGGAGCGACAUUCAGACGGAUGUGGCACUAUUUGAAAUGUUCAAGAAUAAAGACACCGGAUUGCUGUCGAUAGGGAAUUUUCUGUCGGCAGUCAAAGGUACAGGACUGAGGAAAAAUGAUCCUAGAUUACAGAAUAUGAUGGACAAUUUGAAGAGGGUGUCUAGGAGGAAUCCUGAUGGGUCUGCUGUAGACACGGAAAAAUUGACACUGGAACAAUUCCGAAGUAUAGUGCAAUCUAGUGUUGGGCUUUUGUCAUACGCCUUCAGAAAUCAAUUCAUCAUUCCAGAAUUCCAAGAAUUUAGUAAAAAUAUCGAAGAAAUUUAUUGGAAAUGUAAAGAAAACACCAAUGGGAAGGUGGCAUCGUAUAUACCUCAGUUGAAAAGAAUGAGCCCAGACUACUGGGGCGUGAGCAUCGUCACCAUAGACGGGCAACGUUUCUCUCUAGGAGACGUCAACAUCCCGUUCACCAUCCAGUCCUGCAGCAAACCCCUAUCGUACGGUAUCGCCCUAGAUCUUUUAGGGGCCGAUGUGGUCCAUACCUACGUUGGUCAGGAACCCAGCGGAAGGAAUUUCAACGAACUGAUACUCGAUCACAAUAAAAAACCUCAUAAUCCCAUGAUCAAUGCCGGAGCUAUAAUAAUAUGUUCUCUACUCAAGACUAUGUACAGUCCAGAAAUGAGUUCUGCUGAGAAGUUCGAUUUCACGAUGAACUUUUUUGAGAGGCUAGCUGGAAAUGAAGAUCUUGGUUUCAACAACGCAGUUUUUCUGUCAGAACGAGAAUGCGCAGACCGAAAUUACGCUUUGGGAUUUUACAUGAAGGAACAUAAAUGUUUUCCACAACAUACUAAAUUCGGAGAAUGUAUGGAUUUUUAUUUUCAAUGCUGUUCUCUGGAAGCCAACUGUGAUCUGGUAUCUGUGAUGGCAGCAACGUUAGCAAAUGGCGGAAUAUGUCCCAUUUCGGAAGAAAAGGUCCUAAAACCGGAAAGCGUCAGAGACGUAUUGUCCCUGAUGCACAGUUGCGGAAUGUAUGACUACUCUGGGCAAUUUGCAUUCAAGGUCGGUCUGCCUGCCAAAUCAGGUGUGAGUGGGGCAAUGCUGGUGGUUGUACCAAAUGUCAUGGGCAUGUGCUUAUAUUCACCACCAUUAGACGCUUUAGGCAACAGCUGUCGAGGAGUUCAAUUCUGUGAAGAACUUGUAAAGAAAUUCAACUUCCACAGAUACGACAACUUGAAACACGCCUCUAAUAAAACAGACCCUAGGAAACACAAGUUCGAAACGAAAGGUCUGAACAUUGUCAAUUUACUGUUCUCAGCAGCUUCGGGUGAUUUGACAAGUCUGAGAAGACACAAACUGUCCGGCAUGGACUUGACCUUGGCUGACUACGACGGCCGAACGGCUCUUCAUCUGGCUGCCUCCGAAGGCCAUCUAGACUGCGUGGAGUUCCUGCUGACCCACUGUCGGGUGCCCUACGACGUUUGCGACAGGUGGGGCCGGACGCCCCUGGAUGAAGCCAAGAUACACGGGCACAAGGUCAUAGCCGAGAUGAUAGAGCUCUGGCAAGAAAAGAACGCCAAGGAGCCUGAGGAUUGA